AUGAACUCGGAAGAACCCACCCACAGCAUCAUGGUUGACUUUUCGACAAUAUUAGUGCUGGGCGUUGAAGGGGUCGGCCUGGUGCUAUACGCAAUUAUUAUGUGGAUCCUCGGUGCAGCCCGGUCCAAUUCACUGAGAACCCAAUUCUAUACUCAAUCGUGGAUUCUUGAGUCGUUCCACGUUUCGCUAUCGUUGGCGCUGGGCGGCGGUGUUGAUUUUUUUGGGAUUCUCGCUAUCGGCCUAUCGACUGGUUUUAAUCGAACUGGUACUGUCGGAAUCCUGCUCUUCCCCUGCCUAUUCUGCGCGAUUCUCAACAUCGGGUGUUUCUGGAAACUCCAGCACAACACCCGAAGCAUCAUGAGCAAUUCACAGAAACGCAGAAAUCUGAGGAUGCUAAUCUACGCUGGGUUGGUGAUCAUCGCGGCGUUUCCUAUCACCGCGUACCAGAGUCUGAAAUUCUACGGUACGAUGGUUGGGGCCAAGCAGUUCACGGCUGAUGUCACCCAAUUUUUCGACCUCUGCUACCUCCCUUUUCUCUUCGGAAGCCCGGUAAUAUUACUUGCGAUGAGCGUGGAAGUGCGCAAAGAAUUCCUGAACGUCAUCACCUGCAGAUGGCGUUCCACGGCCGGAGAUCUCAGCGAUAAGGGGGAAAUUACAGCCGUUCAAGGCGUUCUUACCCAAUUUUCCAUGCCUCCAAAGUUGUCCGUUAACUCGAUUGUGCCACUCAGAAUU
Molecule: messenger RNA, 732 nt
Organism: Mesorhabditis spiculigera
Lineage: Eukaryota; Metazoa; Nematoda; Chromadorea; Rhabditida; Rhabditidae
Source: the annotation of a GenBank genome assembly